Molecule: messenger RNA, 750 nt
Organism: Trematomus bernacchii (emerald rockcod)
Lineage: Eukaryota; Metazoa; Chordata; Actinopteri; Perciformes; Nototheniidae
Gene: golga7bb
Product: golgin A7 family, member Bb
Exons: 5
Coding region: 14-493 (159 amino acids)
Biological process (GO): protein targeting to membrane; peptidyl-L-cysteine S-palmitoylation
Cellular component (GO): palmitoyltransferase complex
Source: RefSeq, a predicted model, not a curated record
UCAUUACUGCAAUAUGGCGAGAGAGUUUCAUAACCUUCAGGAGCUGAGGCACAAUGCAUCGCUGGUCACCAAGGUGUUUGUUCAGAGAGACUACACUGAAGGAACCGUGUGCCGCUUCCAGGCCAAGUUCCCCUCCGAGCUCGACAACAGGAUUGAGCGAACCUUGCUCGAGGAGACGGUGAAGACGCUGAACUCUUAUUAUGUGGAGGCAGAAAAAAUCGGGGGCCAGUCGUACCUGGAAGGAUGUCUGGCUUGUGCAACAGCUUACAUCGUCUUCCUCUGCAUGGAGACACGCUAUGAGAAGGUGCUGAAGAAGAUAUCAGGAUACAUCCAUGAGCAGAAUGAGAAGAUCUACGCUCCUCGAGGUCUGCUGCUGACAGAUCCCGUAGAGAGAGGAAUGAGAGUUCUGGAGAUCAGUGUGUUUGAAGACCGGGGCUCGGGCAGCUCCAGUCCCAGCAGCAGCAUGUCGUCGGCGGGCAGCAGUGCUCGGUGACUGGAGGGUCAGCGCCAGGAUUACGGGUUCCACCACAGGGGCAGCGGGACGCUUACCAACAUCCGCAUGCUGAAACAUGAGAGCACCAGGUUCUGAGACAGGUGGAGAGCAUAAAAGACAAGGAGGUGAUCCACAGCAUUCACACUCUCCCUGCUUGGGCCUACAACCUCGAGAACAGGAUCUGGCUUACACACACGGGACAACAGAAUAAAAACAAGUGCAGCAGCCAACUCUCAUUAAGGGAACAUCUCUCACUC